Molecule: messenger RNA, 2310 nt
Organism: Penicillium robsamsonii
Lineage: Eukaryota; Fungi; Ascomycota; Eurotiomycetes; Eurotiales; Aspergillaceae
Product: OPT family oligopeptide transporter
Exons: 7
Coding region: 1-2310 (769 amino acids)
Biological process (GO): transmembrane transport
Molecular function (GO): oligopeptide transmembrane transporter activity
Source: RefSeq, a predicted model, not a curated record
AUGUCCGAGUCGCCCGUAAAGACCAGUGACAUCUCUGUCGCUAGUCAGGAAGCCAUCGGUGAAAAGACUGGUGUUACUGUGCUUGCUACAAAAGAUGAGCGUGGACUCGGUGACGAUGGCCUCGAUGACCAACCGGGCGCGAUCAUCGUCACCGGUGCAGAUGCAGCUCUCCAUCUGCUGCCUCUGCGAGACGACCAUGACAGUGUUUUAACCCUUCGAAGUAUAUUCCUUUCGUCUGGCCUCGCAUGUUUCCAGGCUGUGAUGUACCAGAUUUAUCAGUUCAAACCGACCAUGGUUACAAUUCAGGGAACCUUCAUCGUGCUCAUCUCCUACUUCCUUGGCAAUGCCUGGGCUAAAUUCCUUCCCCGCGGCGACAAAUUUGAAGCUCGCUGGAGGGCGAAAAAUGGCGAGGGAAAACUACCCUUUUGGAUCAAGGCGAUGAAGGUUUUCAAUCAGGGGGAAUGGGGUCUGAAAGAGCACGCAAUCUGUUCAAUUACUGCUACGUCAGCCUCAAAUGCUGCUACUAGCGCGACGGUAUUCGCAGCACAGGAUCUAUUCUACAACCUUCCCUUGAGACCGGCGACUGUGAUAUUGAGUGUUAUCUCUAUCGGUCUAUUUGGCUACGGUAUCUGUGGUAUUAUGCGUCCUAUCGCUGUCUGGCACACCGAGGCCGUCUACUGGAGUACUUUGCCUACUGUCAAGACGCUCCAGGGACUUCAUUGGCAGACAGUUAAAAACUCGAAGCCUCUUAGAUACUUUUGGUAUGCAUUCAGUGGCAUGGCGCUAUACGAGACCAUUCCUGCCUAUAUCUUCCCGUGGCUAAACUCUGUUUCUAUUCCGUGCCUGGCUGCACAAAAGGCCACUGGUGAAACCGCCAACGUACUAAAUAAUGUCUUCGGUGGAGCCACCAACAACCAGGGCAUUGGCCUAUUCACGCUGUCGUUCGAUUGGCAAUAUCUCACAUCUUUCCAAACCUCCCUCCCUCUCAAACUACAAAUUCAUCAGGCUUUAGGGAUUGCCACUUGUUUUAUUGCUAUGAUGGGGAUAUAUUAUGGCAAUGCCUGGAAUGCGAAAUCGCUUCCAUUUAUGUCGACGAGAAUGCUCAUGAGCAAUGGCACCACAUACCCUUUGGACGAGGUCUUCCCCGGCGGUGUCCUUAGCGAAGCCGCCCUGGUCGAACAUGGGCUACCCAAACUCACUGGAACGUUUGCAUUCGCAAUGUUUAUGGCCAACGCAGCGAUUGGUGCCCUGAUCGUUCACUGCGCUCUAUUUUGGGGCAAGGAUAUCUGGAAGGCCUAUAAAAGCGCGAGAGAAGGUAGGUACGAUGAUAUACACCAUGAGCAUAUGGCCAAGAACUAUAAAGAGGCUCCAUGGUGGUGGUAUAUCACUGUGCUCGUUGGCAGCUUUAUCCUGGGUAUAAUUGUCGUCACAAAAGAGAACAUCACCUUGUCAGCUUGGGAAUACGUGGUCUCACUCGCGCUGGGAUGCAUUAUCUCACCCUUUAGUACCAUCAUCUAUUCUCGCUUCGGUAAUGGUAUUGCUACCAACAAUUUGUCCAAAAUGCUGGCUGGUCUCAUCCUUCCUGGACGCCCAAUCGGUAACAUGUACUUUGCUGCAUGGUCGCAUAACGUCAUUAACAAUGCUGUUAAUCUUUCCAAUGAUCUAAAGAUGGGCGAAUAUCUCAAAAUCCCUCCGCGAAUCAUGUUCCUGACACAAAUCUAUGGCACAAUUCUUGGUGGCUUCAUCAACUACGCCAUUAUGAUCUCUAUUGUAUCGGGCAAUCGAGAUCUUCUUGUCGAGGGUGAUGGAAACUCCUCCUGGAGUGGUGCAACUAUACAAUCUUUCAACACCAAUGCCGCAUCAUGGGCUCUGGCUCCUUACAUCUAUAAGAUCGGUACCCCAUAUGGGGCUGUACCCCUUGGUAUAAUCGCCGGUGCCGGUGCUGUGAUGGUUCACGCCGUCUUCCAUCGAUUCGUGCCCAAAAUUGGAAACUUUGAUACGUCAGAAAUCAAUCUACCGCAAUUCAUCCAAUACGCCGGUUAUAUCCCCUACAACCAAAGCCAGACCUGUGUCCUCUUCACCUGGAUCCUUGCUGGUUUCUACGUUCAGUUUUAUCUCCGAAACUACCGGCCGCGGAUCUUCAGGGACUAUUCCUAUCUGAUUGCAGGAGCCUUUGAUGGCGCUAGUCUGACGGUUCUAUUCAUCCUCUCAUUCGCUGUUUUCGGGGCUGGUGGAGUCUCGCACCCAUUCCCAUCGUGGUGGGGAAACAACGCGGAGGGCCACUACGAUUGGUGUCCGGCAGCAGAGUAG